GGCGUGAUAGAGAGAGAGAGAGAGAGAGCGUGCGUGAAUCAGAAGUCAGAGAGGCAGAGCGAGGGAGAGAGAGAGAGUCAGAGAGGGAGAGAGGAGCGCCGUCACCGUUCGUCCUUCUUCGCCUCAGCUCUGUGACCUGCUGACGCUCGGCGCGGCUGACGGACGAAACCGAGGGAGAAACUUGAGACGAUCGCGGUGAGAACCGACCUUCAAAAGGUCAGCGUCUUCCUGCUGCUGGCCUGACUCCCCGUCUCUGUGUUCUACAGUAACCUCCUCCCGACCUCCGCUCACCUCCUCCUUAAAUCUAAACCCUCAGACGGAGUUGAUCGUUGUGACAGGCGAUCAUCAGGACGGGCUGUAGGUGCUGUGACUCAGGCCACCAUGACGGACUGCAAACACAGGAGUACACGUUAAAGGUGAAAAUCCCUCCGCGGGAAAACGAAUGAGACGCGUCGCAGGAGGAGCCGAGGGAAAAGCGGUGCGGAAAGGUGCUCCUCAGAUAGAGGGAGAUAUUAGGAAUCAUCUUUAAGAAAGAAAAAAAAAGACAAACAAACCAAACACAACAGCAGCUCCGUGGGGAGACCAGAGGAUGUGGGAGUGAGAGAGGAGGGGCAUGAGCCGGGGCAAAAGACAGGGGAGAAUGAAGAUACCUGGAGGACAAGGCCUGUCUCACAGCAAACCCUGCUCAAUUUAGGAGAUCUCGCCUCAAGACAAGAUGACUACCAGACACCUGCUCCUCUUUGUUUUUCUCUGCCUGUCGGAGGGUCCCGCGGUGGAGGCUUCGGCCAAUAAGCUCACGCGGAGGCGAGGGGUCGGCGUAUCUCACACGCUGAAGCUCGAGAGCAGAGCAGCUGAUUCAAACCUGGAUGCUAACGCGAUGCCUGUGGUGACUCUGAGGAACGUGAUUAAUCGUGAGCAGGCAGGCGACCCCGGAUCUUUCUCUUACUCCAAACUGUUGCAGACUCACACGGCGCCAUCUGUGGCCAACAGGGAGAGACAGUCGUUCAAGCCCAAGCGCGAGGUCGACUCUGCCUUCAAGAGGGAAGCGACCCUGCACAGUUUGUCUGCCGAGAACCAGCUGAACCAGGAUUUGAAGAGAGUCAGGAACAACAGCAGAGCGGGAAGACCGGAGAAAACCUUCACCGUCCACCACAAGACAGAGCAGCAUUCCAACAAAACCAGGUUCAAGUCGUCCAGGUCCAGGACCAGACCUGAUCUGAGCGUCCACACCACAGGAGUGCCAGGAAAAGGACCGGGCUCGGACUCCAACAGGAAGCUGAACCUCACCGGCAGUUUUGGCGUUCUGAAGCUUCUGUCCAAAGACAACCUGGUCCGCAUCGUUAACUCCCAGAUGCAGAACGUUCCCAGCCUCGGUUUUCCGAGCAGGGGCAGCCGCAGCCGGAAGAGGGAUUUGAUUGACGUUAAUCACAGACAGUUGGAGGCGCAGAAAACGCUGAGACAAGACGGCGUUGUCACUCAGUCUCACACAGCAUUUGAUAAUCAGACUGGAUUCCCCCUCGUGAGCCCGGCCACGCCCCCAGACUCAGAUCCAGACCUGAACGCUGACUCCCACACUAAUCCGCUCAGUGCAGAUUCAGAUAACGACGAUGGGCGGAGCAAACACUCUGUCCACGUCCCGUCAACGCCCCACAGCCAGGUCGGCGUCUCCCCACCUGAGAAGGUGGUGAGGACAGAGCCGCCGUUUACCGCCACAAAACACUUUCCCUCUGAAACGAACGCCUCGCCUCCGUCUGUGCUGACGGGGCAGCGGGCGGGGCAGAGGCCUCCCCACAGAGACCCAUUAACAGAGUCGGUGCAGAGCUCGGCUCAGUACGGAGCAGAGGAAGACAACGCUCCCGUCAACAGAAGUCAUGUCCUCAGGCUCCGUCCUGCUCCAGAAUGGGGGCGUGAGGCGAAGAACGCUGGGACGCAGGCGGUCGAUCCGAAACACGGGAAAGGCCUGGUGUUUGAAGAGGCUGAGUCAGAGCUACAGGAGCAGCAGGUGGAGGAGGAGGAGGAGGAGGAGGAGGAGGAGGAAGGACCUGAUGGCGUGGAGGUCAGGGGUCCACGCAGCCGCAGGAGCUGGAUCUGGAACCAGUUCUUUGUGAUUGAAGAGUACUCCGGACCAGAACCUGUGCUCAUCGGACGGGUGAGUCAUAAAAACAUUUUUUUUUUUUUAAAACCACUUUAGUGAUCAGUGAGCAGA
Messenger RNA from Cynoglossus semilaevis (tongue sole), 2206 nucleotides. RefSeq lists its product as uncharacterized. NCBI's taxonomy places the organism in Eukaryota, Metazoa, Chordata, Actinopteri, Pleuronectiformes, Cynoglossidae. The transcript has 4 exons. The record is from RefSeq and is a predicted model, not a curated record. Bases 716 to 2191 code for a protein of 491 amino acids.